Messenger RNA from Bufo gargarizans (Asiatic toad), 5942 nucleotides. RefSeq names its product EMAP like 1 (gene EML1). The record is from RefSeq and is a predicted model, not a curated record. Gene Ontology annotation, cellular component: mitotic spindle. The transcript has 25 exons. Bases 298 to 2850 code for a protein of 850 amino acids. Gene Ontology annotation, biological process: microtubule cytoskeleton organization. NCBI's taxonomy places the organism in Eukaryota, Metazoa, Chordata, Amphibia, Anura, Bufonidae. Gene Ontology annotation, molecular function: microtubule binding.
CUCAGUGCGGCGGCGGUGGAAGCGGAGGAGACGGCGGGAGUGACCCCGGGCGGACGGACUGAGGGCGCUGAGCGGCUCCGCGGUCUCUUCACGAUUCCCUCACACUGUCAUUUUGGGCGCCAUGAGAAACCCCUCAGAGCGGUUGUCAUGGUAACCGGGGGGCGGCUACGGACCGGAGACAGCACCCGAGUACCGGGGAGAAGGGGGAGGUGACUGACCCUGCGAGGAGGUGGAUAAAGAAAGAGGGGGAGACAGACAGACAGACAGACAUUGUGAGGAGGCUACAGAGCGCCCAGGAUGGAGGACGGCUUCUCCAGCUACAGCAGCAGCCUCUACGACACCACCUCCCUCCUCCAGUUCUGCAAUGAUGACAGCGCCUCAGCCUCCAGCAGCAUGGAGGUGACGGAUCGCAUUGCCUCACUGGAGCAGCGGGUGCAGAUCCAAGAGGAUGAAAUCCAGCUGCUGAAGUCCGCCUUGGCCGAUGUAGUGAGGCGACUCAACUUCUCCGAGGAGCAGCAUGCCAUGCAGAACCGCAAAGGGCCCACCAAAGAUGAAACUAUGUAUAAGAGGUCAGACAUGGACAGACCUGCGCGUUCAGCAUCCGGGCCAGGAAAGGAAAAACAGAAAGCCAGACCCCUGGUGCAGACAUUGCCGCUGAGGGCGACCGUUAACAGUGAAACCAUCCUACCAAAGAAACCAAGCACUUCUCUCCCUUCACCUUCCGGGACCAGGAAAGAUAUCGUUCCUCUAGGACCCAAAAGUAAUGUCAAAAGAACAAACUCUACUGAACGCAUCUCUCCUGGUGGCCGAAGAGAAAGCGCCGGGGACGCCAAAGGCAGCAGGAACCGCGCUGGAUCUACCAGCAGCUCCUCUAGCAGCAAAAAGAACAGCGAGAGCAAACCCAAGGAACCAGUUUUCAGCGCCGGGAAGCGGCGGGUGACACACUGUAAAGAGGAAGGUUAUGUAAAAAUGUUUCUGCGCGGGCGGCCAGUGACUAUGCACAUGCCCAAAGACCAAGUGGAGUCGUAUAACUUGGAAGCGAAAGUAGAACUUCCUGCCAAAAAACUGAAACUAGAAUGGGUCUAUGGCUACCGUGGCCGGGACUGUCGCACUAACCUGUACCUUCUGCCCACCGGAGAGACGGUGUACUUCAUAGCGUCCGUCGUCGUCUUGUAUAAUGUGGAAGAACAGCUGCAGAGACAUUACACCGGUCACAACGAUGACGUCAAGUGCCUUGCCGUCCAUCCUGAUAAAAUUACCAUAGCAACCGGCCAAGUCGCAGGUACCUCUAAGGAUGGAAAACAAUUACCACCACAUGUCCGUGUUUGGGAUUCCGUGACCCUCAACACGUUACACGUCAUCGGCAUGGGCUUCUUCGAUCGCGCCGUAACAUGUGUAGCCUUCUCUAAAUCCAAUGGAGGAGGAAACCUGUGCUGUGUGGAUGAUUCCAACGACCACGUGCUCUCGGUCUGGGACUGGCAGAAAGAAGAGAAGUUGGCUGAUGUUAAGUGCUCGAAUGAAGCUGUCUUUGUGGCCGACUUCCAUCCCACAGAUACAAACAACAUAGUCACGUGCGGCAAAUCUCACCUGUACUUCUGGACCCUGGAGGGAAAUUCUCUGGUCAAGAAGCAAGGACUGUUCGAGAAACAAGAGAAACCAAAGUUUGUCCUAUGCAUCACUUUUUCGGAAAAUGGCGACACAAUCACGGGAGAUUCAAGUGGAAAUCUCUUGGUUUGGGGAAAAGGUAGCAAUAGGAUUAGCCACGCAGUCCAAGGAGCCCAUGAGGGCGGUAUAUUUGCACUUUGCAUGCAGAGAGAUGGCACAUUAGUGUCCGGAGGAAAAGAUAGAAAACUUAUAUCCUGGGGUGGAAAUUACCAGAAGAUGAAUGUAGUAGAGAUCCCAGAACAGUUCGGUCCGGUGCGCACUGUGGCAGAAGGAAAAGGCGAUGUUAUGCUGAUCGGGACAACAAGAAAUUUUGUCCUUCAGGGAACGUUAGCUGGAGACUUCAGUACAAUCACCCAGGGUCAUACUGAUGAACUGUGGGGAUUAGCUGCACAUUCCCAGAUGCCUCAGUUCUUGACAUGUGGUCAUGACAAGCAGAUAACAUUAUGGGAUGCUAUCGGUCAUCGUCCAGUCUGGAGCAAGAUCAUUGAGGACCCGGCCCAGUCUGCUGGCUUCCACCCUAACGGUUCUGUUGUAGCAAUAGGGACUCUGACGGGCAGGUGGUUUGUGUUAGAUACAGAGACCAAAGACUUGGUGACUGUACACACAGAUGGGAACGAGCAGCUCUCUGUCAUGUGCUACUCUCCAGAUGGAAAUUUCCUAGCAAUCGGUUCCCAUGACAACUACAUCUAUAUUUAUGCUGUUAAUGAGAAUGGAAGAAAAUACAGUCGCAUUGGCAAAUGCUCAGGUCACUCCAGUUUUAUUACUCACCUGGACUGGUCUGUGAAUUCACAAUAUCUGAUGUCUAAUUCUGGCGAUUACGAGAUCUUGUACUGGAUUCCCAUGGCCUGCAAGCAAGUAGUCAGUGCUGAAACCACCAGGGACCUCGAGUGGGCGACAUAUACCUGCACACUUGGAUUCCAAGUCUUUGGAGUGUGGCCAGAAGGAUCGGACGGAACAGAUCUGAACGCGAUCUGCAGAUCGACCGAUCAGAAGCUUCUGGCUACGGGAGACGAUUUUGGCAAAGUCCACCUGUUCUCAUAUCCUUGCUCACAGUCCCGGACAUCGAGCCACGCGUACGGCGGGCACAGCAGUCAUGUCACCAACGUGAGCUUUUUGCACGAGGACAGCCAUCUAAUCUCUUCCGGCGGCAAAGACAUGAGCAUCAUGCAGUGGCGUGUUCUGUAGUCGCCUGCACAGACAACCUUGAAGACGCCAAGAGAAUCUUGUAAAAACCGACGCUUGCCUUCCUGUUGUAACACGGGCUGCUUCUUAACGAGUCAUGGAGAACUCAGGAACCAAAAUCUUUCCCCCGUGCUAUCGCUGACAGGGUCCCCCCUCGGCUUCUAAUAAGAGGGUGCUGUCCGUACUCGCUGCAAACCCUGCAGAACACCAUACGCAUCGCAUUGUAACCCACAGAGGUUUUAUAGCCUGUCCCCCGUCUAUAAUGUGCUGUCCGUUUUUAGCUUUCAUAAAAAUAUUAAAGUCACCCCGUGUACGCCUUGUUUUGCCAUAAGCAGUAUUGGAACAAUGAUGGUGACCUGAGCUGGUACUGUGCAUUAGUCUUCAUACCCUAGGAACUCUAAAUGUGAAUGUGUUUUUGUUUUAUGGGCGUCAGUACUUUCGCACUUGUAUCUGCCUGUUGUCAUUUGUCCCCACUGUUACACAGACAGAAUUGGUCAUGGUCGCCAGGCAUUGCCACCGUCUCAUUCCCAUCUGUUUGUUACCUUGGUGUGCGUUUUUUGGGAUCUGGUGAGGUGUGUGUAUAACCUGCAAUAAUUUUUCUAUACUCCCCUUUUCUUCAGCCGUGAAUCGCAGCUCUUGUGUUCAGGUCCCCAAUUUCUCCUGGAUCUAAUUGGAAUAUUGCACUGAAUCUAGGAAGAAGAGGAGUGACCUACGGUGCCAGUUGUUGGGGCAGAUGCAUGCAUGUGGGGUUCAAGGUAUCUAGAUCACAGCAGAUCAGGUAGGGACUACAUUUAGAGGAGAGCAGCGUGUUGAAGAGCACAGCGAGCUGGAUCAACCCUAUUAAGGCAUAUUGCCUAGGUAGGGUCGAUCCUGCUGUUUAAAAUGACACCUGUCUUGUGACUAUUGUUUGAGGCCUUCUCAAGGAAAGCAUGUAUUUGUCAUGCAAAUUGAGGCUUCAGGGCACCGAGGGGCUUCGUCAGCACCGGAAUGCUGAUGUGCACCCAUAAGCUAGGCCCCUCCCCCGUUGCACUGAAGCCCUCAUCUGAAUAAACCAUAAGCCUUUUUAUUUAUUCCAGGAACACCGGAAGCCGAUUUUCACAAGACAGUUAACAUUGUAAUCAACAGAAUCAACCCUACCAGGCAGUAUGGCCUGGUUUAAUAGAUUGCAUCCUGCUGACACGUACUGUUAUAGGGGUUGCCCAGCAUUACAAAAAAUAUCUGCUUUCUUACAGAAACAGCGCCACAUCUGGCCACUGGUUAUGCCUGGUAUUGCAACUCUGCUCCAUUGCAGUGAAUGGGACCAAGCUGCAAUACUACAUGCAAGCAGUGUGCUGCUGUUUUCAGAAGAAAGGAUCCAUGUUUUCCUAGUCUUGGACGACACCUGUAAAAUAUUGAUACCUGAAGGUGGUGUUGAAAACCAACUGAACGUGUGUGAGGGUUUGAGGUAGGAUCGUGACUGAUGACCGUUCAGGGACCGAUAGUCCAGUCUUGUAUAAAUAAAACGUGAUCAUUGUACAGUGGAAAUCCGUAAAACUUCCUGACAUGCUGUGUGUUACAAUUUUUCACCAUCUCCACUUGCUGUGAACGUAUGAAACCAUUCAGAAACCAAAACAUGCAUACAUUUAAAUUCCCACGUGAGAGUUUGCUACCAUUGAUUUCAGUGAUCACUUCCAGGUGGAGGACUCUUAAUUGCACUGACACAUAGUAGCAAACCUUCAGCUGUUUGAUGGGUGAUUGUCCAGAGGUCAUACUUGUAGCAGGCUCUCAGGCUGCGAGAAGUAUUGAGUUUGGAUACAAGGUUUCCUUUCCCUGACAGCAAGCCGAGAUUUUGAUAAUUAAAACACAAAGUCGAUGAGGAAGUUGCAGAACUUUUUAUUUUUCAGCUAUUUUUUUAUAAUCCUUGUCCAAUGAUCAAGCUUUAUUUCUGCAAAGACUGAACAACAACAUUGCAGGGCGCUGAGGCUGUGUGCGCCAUAUUGCUUCAGGUUUAGAGGUACAAGCAGGUCGCAAGAGAUGAUGAGGAUGCUAUGUUAUGACCUAGGCUUCGUGGCAAGGACAGAAGUAGUUUGCAUGGAGGCUAAGAACAGAGGAUGAAUCCUUUGCCGUUACUGCAAUACUAGGUGACCCCAUUGAGGGGAAAGGGGCUUGCACUAAGUUCUGCUUUAUACAAGCCCCGAUUUUGCAGUACGACUGGAAUUAGAAGUCAUCACAAGUACGGUACUUUUUUGACUUAGAAAACCUAACCCCUAGUGAUCAGUGUGAGGGAACCUGCCAGCAAGUGUUUCAUUUCCCUGCAGCACCACCACAGGGCAAAUGAAGAAUUACACAUUUUGCAUACAAAAUCAAUAGAAUGACCAUAUAAUACCGGGUCCUCCAGAGAGACUUUCUUGCUAGCCAGGCCUGCUUAUAGAUGAGAUCCUGGAUGGGCGUGCCCCCAUCUCUCUGCUAACAGAGUGCCCUACUAGGGUAUGUGACAAUAGGUUUUCUAAACCAGACACCCCAUAAAUGUAUGAUAUGUCAGGUUCAGCAUAGAACGGUGAUCUCCGAUGUGUUGUUGUCUAGCUGUGAUGCAACUACAACUCCCAACCUGCAGAUGUCAGGGCAUGGUGGAUGUUGUGAUUUUGCCUCUAAUGUAGCACGUGUUUGAUGAAGGAUAUGUUUCUAUUGAGCCAAGUGCCUUUUUUCUUUGAUGCUAUUCCAAUGUUUUCCUGUACGCGGCACUUAGACAAUUUCUUGAAGAUGAGUUCACUUCAUAUCGGGGAAAGCUUUAUGCUUUUUAUACUGGACGUUACGAGCGACGCGGCUUCGCUUUACCUUUUUAAUUUUCUGUGACUUACUGUAACUUUUUAUUUUUAUUUUGAAGUGCGGCAUACUCGUGUAAAGUGGUUUUAUUGUGUCCGGUUACAUCUGCAUGGAAGGGAACACUCGCCUACAACUAUUUAAUCUUCCGGUCUUGAGCAUUAGCGUCUAUGAGGAUGUUGUAUGCACGCGAACAGGAAACGAUAUUAUGUUUUUUGAUUGUCUUAUUAAAAAGCUUGAAAUGCAUUGUUUACAUGGGGGGGUGGAAAAAUAAAUAACAUUUGUUAUGAAAUAAA